AACAGCUGGAGGUGCUGCGAAGUGCGGUUGCGCGCAAAAUGCGGAAAUUCAGAGAUGGCAUCAACAUCUGCUUGAUACUUAACCGUGGGCAAAAACUGAUUAAAAACAUUGAUGGAUGCAAUUAAAUUUAUGUUCGGGCGCUGUCCCUUUCGUACUUAAAGAGUGGUAUGGCAACGCCUGAGUGUUUUGAUUGUGGAUAAACAGGCCAGUCACUUCGAUAAAGUACCAAUUCGUCCGCCAUGAUGAACCGAAAAAAGCGUGAAGAUCUGGAGGAAAAUGAACUGGAGGGGAUCACCGAGGCGGAGCUGGCGCGGCUCCAGCGCCAGUACCGCAUCAUGGACAACGACAGGAAGGCAUACUACAAGGAGACGCAGACUGUUCUCCGCAAACAAAGGCGAAUUAUCGACAACUUAAUGGCGGAGAAGACUGAGAUCGACACAGAUAUGAGCCUGAUCAAGUCCAAUUACAACGUACGAAAAAAUAAAGCCGCUUCCAAGAAACUUAAUGGCUACGUCGAACGACAAAAGGAAAUUCUCGAUGAGAUUGAAUCGGAGAGGCAGCAACUGGCCGACAUCGACAGUCGGAUCAAGCGUGUGGAGCGGGAGAUACCCAAGCAGGCCAAGCGAGGCGGCGCCAACGAUGUGGUGCGCAACAAACAGUUUCAGCUGCAGCGGAAGGCGAGGCGCCUGGAGAACCGCCUGUACACGACGAACGUGAACUUCAACACCAUGCUGGUGGAGAACAACAGGCUGCGCGCCGAGAUAGACCAUCUGCUGAUCGAGCGUGGCACCUUCAACAAGCACUACCGCAAGCUGAUCGAGCGUCUGGCAGCCACCAAGCAGAAGACGUCCGACAUCAUCGACCAGGCCACGCAGGCUUACGACCAGCGGUAG
Messenger RNA from Pollicipes pollicipes, 893 nucleotides. RefSeq lists its product as uncharacterized. The record is from RefSeq and is a predicted model, not a curated record. Bases 240 to 893 code for a protein of 217 amino acids. Lineage: Eukaryota; Metazoa; Arthropoda; Thecostraca; Pollicipedomorpha; Pollicipedidae. The transcript has 5 exons.